AAUUCACAUGGUCAACAAGCGGCGUCAAGGUUCUGUACUCUUCAGUGCGCAGCCCUAGUGUGAUUCCAUCUCUGCAAUCUGCGCGGCGCAAGCGACGUCGAAGACAUCGACAUGGACGCACCGAGGGGUACCCCGCCGGGGCGGGCACGGGCACCGCCACCCGGAUGGAUCGGCGAUUCUGGGUCCAGGCAGGGCUCCGGACCCGACGGCUCCUGGAGGUACGGCUGGGAGUGGGCUUCAGGGCCUGGAGGCGGCUGGGGUUACGGCCACAGCUCAGAGCAGAGCCCCGGCGGCACCGCGUUUGGGUUCGGCUACGGCAGCGGCGGUGGCGGAGGAGGAGGCGGAGGGGGGAGCGGACGUGGAGGCUUCGGCUUCGGCAGGCUCGGCGGCCACUCUGGCGGGUUCGGCUGGGUUGUCGGGCCCGGCGGCCAUGCUGGCGGCUGGGGCAGCGGGAGCGGCGGCUGGGGAGCAGGCGGUGGGGCCUUUGGAGGCGACCACGGCGGCUGGGACGCGCGCGCAGGGUUCCGCGGCGGGAGCCAACGGCCACCUCGCGGAGGACGCGGCGGCGGCAAUUGACUUGGGGUCUGUAUGCUGCGGCGUGGUGAGAUCACUGCCAGAGUAUAGCAGGAGCAGUUGAUCUAGGUCUGGGAAGAUAACGUGGUUUAUUCGACUCUGUCUAUCUGCGUGUGUUAAAUUUCAGUGUGAGCAGUGAUGAUCGUAGAACGAUCUGGAUCUUGACUCUUGUAAUAUUGUGGCCAUCCUUGUAUGUUUGAGUGUUCCAUUUCAGUAUGUAAGAAAUGGUUAUGUGUACAUAA
This is a messenger RNA of Triticum urartu, 815 nucleotides long. RefSeq lists its product as uncharacterized. The record is from RefSeq and is a predicted model, not a curated record. Lineage: Eukaryota; Viridiplantae; Streptophyta; Magnoliopsida; Poales; Poaceae.